Molecule: messenger RNA, 1274 nt
Organism: Strigops habroptila (Kakapo)
Lineage: Eukaryota; Metazoa; Chordata; Aves; Psittaciformes; Psittacidae
Gene: PNPO
Product: pyridoxamine 5'-phosphate oxidase
Exons: 7
Coding region: 88-777 (229 amino acids)
Biological process (GO): pyridoxine biosynthetic process; pyridoxal 5'-phosphate biosynthetic process
Molecular function (GO): FMN binding; pyridoxamine phosphate oxidase activity
Source: RefSeq, a predicted model, not a curated record
GACGGGACCAUUGCGGGGCCGCGGAGGGGCGGGGGGGGGGGGGUCCGGUUGUCUCCGCUCGGCUCCGCUCGGCGCCCGCCGGCCGGGAUGGACCUGGGGCCGCUGCGGAAGAGCUACCGGGGGGACGAGGAGGCCUUCGAGGAGCAGCACUUGGCCUUCCGUGAGCCCAUCCAGCAGUUCCGAGUCUGGUUCGAGGAGGCCGUGAGCUGCCCGGACAUCGGCGAGGCCAAUGCCAUGUGCUUGGCGACCUGCACCAGGGACGGGAAGCCCUCGGCCCGCAUGGUGCUGCUGAAGGGUUUUGGGCAGGAUGGUUUCCGCUUCUUCACCAACCACGAGAGCCGUAAGGGGAAGGAGCUGGAUACGAAUCCCUUUGCCUCACUGGUCUUCUACUGGGAGCCCCUCAACCGGCAGGUCCGGAUCGAGGGCUCGGUGAAGCGGCUGCCGGAGGAGGAAUCGGAGCGGUACUUCCACUCCCGCCCCAAGAGCAGCCAGAUCGGGGCUGUGGUCAGCCGGCAGAGCACCGUCAUUCCGGACAGGGAGUAUCUAAGGAAGAGGAACGCGGAGCUGGAGGAGCGGUACCGGGAGGCGCCGGUGCCGAAGCCGCCGUACUGGGGGGGUUACAUCCUGCACCCAGAGGUUGUGGAGUUCUGGCAGGGUCAGACCAACCGCCUGCACGACCGCAUCGUCUUCCGGCGGCUGCGGGAAGGCUCCGAGCCCCUGGGCUCCAUGACCCACCGCGGGGAGGGCGAGUGGGUCUUCGAGCGCUUCUCGCCCUGAUGCCGCCGUUGUCCCCGGCCGCGUCAGCCCCAUCGGGAGCGUUGUCCCUGCGGAGCGGGGCUGCCCUCGCUCUGCCCUGCCCCAUGCUGCGCUCUGGGGGUGCUGGUGGGGGGGCUCUGCUCCAGCCCCACUGACCGGCUCCUUCCCCUUCGCCUUCCCCAACUGCUCCCGGUUAAUUCAUCAUGUUCAUGGUUGUGGAUGGAUGAAAAAAGACCCCAGUGCUCCCCCCCAUUUGCCCAUGUCGUGCCACUGCCACCACCACCUCGUGCUUCGAGCCCUGCGAUGUGUGCCAGAACUGGUUUAAUUGUGUGUAAUAACUUAUUUAAUCGUGGCAUUAACGCCACCCGUGCUCGUGGCUGUGCAUUGCCACCACCAUACCCCAUCUCCCUGCUGUUACAGGGGACCCCAACCUGCUCGUCUGGGGGUUCCUCUCCCUGUUCCCCCCCCUGCUCCAGCUGCUUGUCCGAGCUUGGACAUAAUAAAUCCCAAUCGUUGCA